GCGCAGUGCAACGCCGAGCUGAUCACCUACAGAAACAUUAGAUAUAUAAGGAUUGGAGAUGGCUAUCAUCGAGGACAUCAAUUAAACUUCACAGAAAUCUCUCUACAAAGAAGCGACCGGCAACUGAAACAUUUAUCACAUAUUUGUUUGCAUCUGACGAACGAGUUGAGCCUUUGCAAUAAUUCGGGAGUUGAAAUCAUAUACGGAAAGAGCAGGAUAGCGCGAGAAAAACCAUCAUGUUUUCGAACAAGAGCGUCGCUUUCUUUGGCGCGACAGGAGGAAGCACAGCACCAUGUCUGGCACAAUGUCUAAAAGCAGGCUACACAUGCACAGCUCUCGUCCGGAAUGCAGAGAAACUCACUACUCUCCUGGAAACCUCACAUUCCGUACCGCAUGAACUCAUCUCCAAGAGCCUAACGAUCGUCGUCGGCAACGUCAAAGAUCCCGUUCCAGUAACCCAAACUCUCUUCCCCGCCAUCCUCAACCCCUCAGACCCCACCAAAGGAAACAAGUCUGUCGACAUUAUCGUCUCAGGCAUCGGCUGCUAUCCUAUCAUAAAGAAAGGACAUUGGUUGCCGGAGCAAGAAGAUCCUACCCUGUGCCAAGACGUCAUUUCCACAAUUCUCAACUCUUUACGCGCACGUCCACCCCUCGUCAAGCCUGGAUUGGCAAUGCUAUCUACCACAGGAAUUAGUAAGUUCGGAAGAGAUGUACCACUUCUUAUGGCGCCUCUCUAUGCGUUAUUGCAUGUACCGCAUCUGGAUAAAAAGGUCAUGGAGGACAUGGCGAUUGCGGCGGUUAAGGAGGAGCGGGCGCCUAUUGGGAGCUACGUUUUGGUGAGGCCAAGUCUUUUGACUAACGGGGAAGCUAAAGGAGUGCACAAAGUGAGGUGGGAUGUUGAGAAUGGGGGCAUUGCCAAGAAGGCUGUAGGGUAUACAAUUUCGAGGGCGGAUGUUGGAGGGUUUGUUUUUGAGAAGGUGGUGGGGCCGUUUGAGAGCGGCAGAGACGAGGGAAUGGGGAAGAUAAUUUUGGUUACCUAUUGAUCACUGGUUUGCCAGUCCUGUUCAAUGUGACUCCUCUUUUGGUUUUCGGUGCAGGGUUGCAAGGAAGGCGGAAUAUGCAUGUCGAAGGCGCAUGAUAGGGGGUUUGUUUUCACGAGAUUUUAAAGCAUAUGGAAGCGGGAAGGACAAGCAAAUGGCGAAUAUCACUUCGAUUACUCAUUGAGCGGUUUGGCUGCACCUGCAAUAGUGAGGCGUUCAUAUUAUGAGCUUGCCCCAUUUCGCUCCAGUGCGAAUCGAGC
This is a messenger RNA of Hyaloscypha bicolor E, 1300 nucleotides long. RefSeq lists its product as uncharacterized. Lineage: Eukaryota; Fungi; Ascomycota; Leotiomycetes; Helotiales; Hyaloscyphaceae. The record is from RefSeq and is a predicted model, not a curated record. Bases 237 to 1043 code for a protein of 268 amino acids. The transcript is spliced from 2 exons.